Messenger RNA from Abrus precatorius (Indian licorice), 1669 nucleotides. Its product is annotated as F-box protein At3g12350. The record is from RefSeq and is a predicted model, not a curated record. Gene Ontology annotation, cellular component: SCF ubiquitin ligase complex. Gene Ontology annotation, biological process: gibberellic acid mediated signaling pathway; SCF-dependent proteasomal ubiquitin-dependent protein catabolic process. The transcript has 2 exons. Lineage: Eukaryota; Viridiplantae; Streptophyta; Magnoliopsida; Fabales; Fabaceae. Bases 14 to 1582 code for a protein of 522 amino acids. Gene Ontology annotation, molecular function: protein binding.
GAGCUGAGAGGGAAUGAUUCCAAAGCGUGGAAGAAUCUACCAAACACCCAAACACCAUAUUAUUAUCUAUCAGUUCUUCAUUUCUCACUCAAUAAUAAUAGUUUCUAAAAAAAUGGCGAAUAAUGAAAAAAAUGAGCUUAGAGAAAAGGAUGGAAGUUGUUCAUUCAUGGAUUUCCCGGACGACGUUCUGGUCUGCAUCCUCUCGUUCCUGGGCCCAACCGAGAUCGCCACUUUCGGGUGCACAUCGAAACGCUUCGUUUCACUCUGCGGCAGCGACUCGAGGGUGUGGUUCAGUAUGUGCGAGCGCAGGUGGGGUUCGAAGACCAGCAUCGCGAAAUGGGGCAAGGGCAAAAUCUCCUACAGGAUCCUCUACAAUACCCUUCACGAUUGGGAGAACCUUCUCGGCUUCUGGCGCCGAAGCGGUGACGGAACCCCUUCCUUGCUCUUCUUCGAGUGGGGCCCAUCGUUUCUCGCAGCUUCUAGGGUUUCUCCCUCCAAAUCUGGAGCCUAUGACGUCACCAAAGCGCCGUUUCUCUGGAUGACUCUCUCCCAGGAGGGACAUGUCGUCUGUUUUCUCGAUCCUCACGGUAGGGUUGACUUUUCGCCCAAUGUUGACCUCGGAUUUUCUGAGGUUCAGGCUUUGUUGGUUCCGGUGAGUGUUAGUUUCAUGGGGAAGACGCACGUUGUGGUGGAGGAGAGCGCGUUUAGGAGGAGUUCCAGCUCCGUGAAUCUUUGUGGCGGAGAGGAUUGUGGUGGAGAGGAUGGGGUCGGUGGUGGGGAGAGUGGAUCGCCGGGGAGCUUGCCGGACCGGUUGAUGUCGGAAAUUUAUCAGCAUUUUGCGAACCGGACGAGUCCCGGCAGCGAUAAGUCGAGGAGGCAGAGGAGGAGGGAGAAGGAGAGGUUGGCUAGGAGGAAAUGGGAGACUCAGCAUUUUGUGAAGAUUGUGAAUUGCUCUCCCACGCCAUCACGGCCUUUGCAGGGCCUGUGGAAGAUGAGUGAUGGUGGAGCUCUUCAAGUGGUGGUACGAAUGAAUAGCAUUUUGAGCUCUCUACUAUCAUUGUUGCAGGGAAUUUGUGAUGACAUGAGUUUAGCCUUUUACCUUGUGGCAUAUGAUGACAUUGGGGGCAUUGCCUGCCGCCGGAUUGGGGAUCAUCCGGAACAUUUUUCCAGUUAUGGACCAGUUUUCUGGACAUCUGAUACUACAUUUCUGGAAUCACCCUUCUCUCUAGAGGAAGAAUCUUUGUAUGACAGUCGUAUUCAUCUUCGACCACUUCAACCACCAGAUAAUGACAUACACGAGCAGUUCUCUUUGUCAGAUGAUGAAGUGGUAGAUCGAAUUCAGCAGUUCCAUUUAUCAGACAAUGAAGUGGUAAACCGAAUUCUUCACAUAAGCUCAAGUUAUGAUUUAUUUAGCCCAGAACUUGCUGGAACAAUAAAUCCAAGGAGUGCGGAGGGAAGGAUUUGGCAGUACCAGAAUGGUACUUUUGGAUUUGGAUUCCUUCGGGACAAUUUUGUUAUAGACAUGAAACAUAUUGUCGACAAUGGUUGUCUGGUGGAUACAGUAAAUACUUCUGCUGAUUGAUUCCCGUCUGCAAUUUUUUUUUGUUCAUAGAUAAAUUGUGUAGUUGGAUGUCACCUAAAUGUUGUGGCAUAAUGUAUUAUUAGCUGU